This is a messenger RNA of Funneliformis mosseae, 912 nucleotides long. The record is from the annotation of a GenBank genome assembly. Lineage: Eukaryota; Fungi; Glomeromycota; Glomeromycetes; Glomerales; Glomeraceae.
GCAGAGAAAUUGUUGGUGCUAAAAUUCAUUCGUAAAUUACAAGACCCUGUUCCUCAAUACGUAAUAGGUUGCUUACCUGUUAUAGCAACAAUUGGUGCCGCUCCAUGGGAGAGUUUUGUGGACAAGUUUAUAUGGUUACUGCGAUGUCUUGGCUGUCCAUUUACAGGAUUAUUUUACGUCUGCUGCAUAAAGAAUGAUGAGACAUCUUUGUGCAUAUAUUGGCUCCCAUCAGAGUGUUUCAUUACACGUGGCGGAAAGAAAAUCAAUUACAGACCUUUCGGAGUUUAUGCCAUGGAUGUCAUGGAUGUGGACCAAAAAGAUUGUCGUCGUUGGCGUCAUUCUACUAUUUCCUAUUUCUUAGUUGGUGUAAUUUCAGGAAUUGUCAGGGUGAUAGGUCCGUCUAUCUGUGAUGAGGAUUGGCCGAGUAUACCGAUAGCAUUAUCUUGGACAUUACCGGCAAUCUUUAGGAGAACUUUUCUAAAAUAUAUUGUAGUUAAGGAUCCUAAUAUAAAACUAGGUGACCAAAAAGUAAAUGUCACCAAUCUAGAUAAGCAUAAUAAGCCCAACCUAUAUGCUCGCGUUGCGUUCGCUGCUCUUAUGUCAAUAGUAGUUCCCUGGAUAUCAGUGCUCCUAGUCUACUUCACACCCCCAAUUGGAUUUUUGUGUCGUAGUAAAUACCUCUCGCUGUUGUGUUCCAUAUGGUCAUUCAACAGCGUGUUGGCACUUUUAAGCCAUUUGAGAGGUGAAAAAAGCGUGUAUGGUAACUGGUACCUUCAUGUCGUUUUUUUCACUAGUGGUAUUUUAGUUGCUUUCCUUUCGUUUGUUCUAGCCUUGCUGAGUAAUAAUCCAUCAUGGUGGGGUAGUCUGCUCGGAAAUUCUUGUGACAGGUCGAGCAUAUGCUACAAUAUUUAA